Molecule: messenger RNA, 768 nt
Organism: Rotaria sp. Silwood1
Lineage: Eukaryota; Metazoa; Rotifera; Eurotatoria; Philodinida; Philodinidae
Source: the annotation of a GenBank genome assembly
AUGCAUCCGAAGAAAUGUGUUGAUAUAGUAUGUUAUAUUUUUUUACAACAUAAUGAUCAUAAUGUUGCAUCAAGUUCAUUGGAAACACAUGAAAUUAUACUUAAAUAUUCAAAUUUAUUUGAUUUUGAUCAAUUAUUAAUUUCAACGCAAAUUGGAUCUAUAGAAGAAAAUCGUGAUAUUACACAUCUUUUAUCUUUAUGUGAACACGGUGAUCUACAUUUCCGUGGUGCAUGUGCAAAUUUACUUGUUACAUUAAUUCAAACAACAAAUCAUCUUUUAACACUAUCAUCAUUAUCAAAUUCAUUUAAUAAUUCUUUUAUUAAUCAAUGUUCACUUGUAUCAACUGAUUCACAAGAUAGUUCAAGUCUAGCUCAAUUGAUAGAUGAUAUUGAUUUUCGAAUAUUAACUUAUCUUGAACAACAACAACAAUUAAAACAACAGUACCCUGAUAUACGUGUUCGUCAAGCAACUGCUUCGACUUUUACUAAGAAUUCAUUUGUUUUUCUUUUUAAAGAGAAUGAUAAAGAUUCAUCAACAACAUCAAGCGCAGACAAAGAUAAAAAACAUUUUAUUUAUUGUAUUGCUGAAUUUCUGGUUAUGUUAUCACAUGAUACACUUCAUUCAAAACAAGUUAUUAGAAUACAAGAUUUAAUAAAACAUUAUGAUUCAUUAUUAGCAAGUGGACAUGAACCUGAAACACAUACUUUGGCAGCAUUAGAACCAGUUUUAUAUGAUUUUUUUUCUUGUUCGAGUUAUGCGAAUAAUUAA